AUGCUGGUUUCAUGUCUCUCCCUUCGCUCCACCACCACGCUCCUUUCUACCCUCAAGAUGCUCACUCCUCUACUUCUUGCGUUUGCGGUCCUCACGCAAUCUAGCUUUACGGCUGCCACUUCCUCAGUAACUUGGCUACAACCGCAGCGAAGCGCGAUCGUCAAGCUCUCGACCCCAGGCUAUCCCUCCAAAGAAGGAGCCGGCCAACAUGCGAUAAUACUCAAAUUCGAGCUGUCCGCAGAUAACAAGACCCUUCUCCUCGACGGCACGCCGUUCCUUCCGCUGCAAAACUACUACAUCCCUCCGCGAAUAUCAGCGUACCAUGUGCCCGACGACAUUAAGAAGGAUGCGAUAAUAGCGAUUGCGGAAAGCAGGACAGCAGGGAAGGAAUCUAUUCGUGGCCAGAGGCUGGAGCUGGACUACGACAGACUUGUAGAGGGCGAUCCAACCGGCGGCCCGCCUUACUACAACCACAAGCCUACCCUGCGUUUCCGCCUCAUGGGGCUCGGCAGUGAUGGCGCCGAUACCCUCCUAGACCCCCAAAAACAAGACAUUGUUCAAGUUUCCAUGCGAGAUCAAAACGAAGGAGGGUGGUCCAACGACGCCGCCAGCUCGUAUACAAUCGACGACAUUGAGCUCCUACCCGCUGAGAAAGUAUACGCUGAGCUGUCUACGUCGCUAGGAGAUCACAUGGGGCCUGAGGCAGACCAGGAGAAGGAAUGUACGCGGAAGAACUGGAAAUGUCCUGAUGAGGGCGUGUAUGAGGCAGGCUCGCCGUACCGGACACCGUAUCGGUUCAUCUGGCGGAAGAGGUAUGACCAGUAUGGCAGAAUUGGCUCACUGAGGCAUGCCUUUGUGGAACAGUGGGAGAUCUCGAAGCAAAAGGUGUACAAUGACCCCCGAAACUCUGCCCUGGUAGCAUUAGGCGUAUUGCUAGCCACGGUUCUGGCUAUUGUGUCAGGCCUCAAGUCGCGUGCGCAACGAGCGGCUGCUGCCAAGGAGCCCACCAAGAAACAUUGGACUGAGAAGGAAGCUGAGAAGGCAGCCCGAAAGGCUGAUAAGGCAGCUCAGAAGGCAGAAGCUAAGGAAGGAGAAAAGCACGAGCAAGUAGAAGACGAAGAGGAAGAGGAAGAAGACUCUGAAGACGAGGACGCAGCAUGGAUGUCAGAAAUGGCGGCACAAUCGGGUGAGGUACAGAUGACGGUUGACGAAACGUCGAAUCUGAUCGAUCUGAUGUCCGAUGAGGAGGGAGACCUCGAUGCCGCCGCGGCAAUACCUGCAGACAAAGCAUUGAGUAUCGAGCCCAAGAAGAAGAAGAAGAACAGCAACAAGAGAGUAGCGUUCAAAGCUGAAACAGAGGAAUAA
Messenger RNA from Didymosphaeria variabile, 1365 nucleotides. RefSeq lists its product as uncharacterized. The coding region runs from base 1 to 1365 and encodes 454 amino acids. The transcript has a single exon. Lineage: Eukaryota; Fungi; Ascomycota; Dothideomycetes; Pleosporales; Didymosphaeriaceae. The record is from RefSeq and is a predicted model, not a curated record.